Phycodurus eques (leafy seadragon) is the source of this 5394-nucleotide messenger RNA. RefSeq names its product zinc finger protein 513a (gene znf513a). The transcript is spliced from 5 exons. Gene Ontology annotation, biological process: regulation of transcription by RNA polymerase II. Bases 1642 to 3489 code for a protein of 615 amino acids. The record is from RefSeq and is a predicted model, not a curated record. Lineage: Eukaryota; Metazoa; Chordata; Actinopteri; Syngnathiformes; Syngnathidae. Gene Ontology annotation, molecular function: DNA-binding transcription factor activity; RNA polymerase II cis-regulatory region sequence-specific DNA binding.
UUUGGUGAAUUCGCUGACGGCCGCCGUGAGGAUUUAGGCUGCCCGUCAGCUCGCGUCAGCGGGUGCCUUUUAAGACGGGCGCUUGUGCGUUUGCUCGAGAUGCGUAUUUUGCAAGUGACCGUGCUACCGGUUACGUUUGCUUUGCGAAGCGACCACCCGCUGACUUCCGCGAGGCGUCCGUGUUGUUGCCAAAACGUGAUUGGCGAUUCGUCGAUCUCGCGCUCACCCGCCGUUGCCGAGCCCGCGUCGACUUGUCGGCUAGUCGGUUCGAGCCCGAAUCAUUCAUUGAAUAAUCAGUGUCUCUCGUGAGUAGGAUGUGUAUUUCGCUGAAAUGUUUGAUAUUCUUGAACAUAAACAUCUCAUGUCCUGUUUGAUUUGUUGGAUUCAUACCAUGACGGCACAUUUUAAUCAUAAAAAGACCGUUAACUACGCAAGCUCCAACAAUGGCGCUUUCAUUGCAGCAAUUAUCCCCACGCAAGACAGCAAAAAGACCAUCACAAGUCAUUCGAAUGACAUCCAAGGUUUGUUUUUUUGCUUUUUAACUCCUCGGAUGGAAAGUUCCAAGAGUUCGUGAGGCUCCAUCUUGCCAUCACUCCAAAAAUACAACUGAGAAUGGUUGCUUCCGCCGUCAGAUUCUUCAGUUUCGUCUUUGAAAAAUAUUUCGAUUCAUAAAACGUGAAUACUAUUUUGUUAGUGUAUCGCAAAACAAAAGAUGCAUCGUGUGAACUAAUUUCAUAAUGGGACGGCUGGGAGAACUCCUCCCUCUUUUCCAUUUUUUGAGAACACCUCCCUCUUUACAUUUUGUCUUUUGUUUUGAAUUGAUCUCAAUUUAUUUUUGAGAGCCCCUCCGUCUCUGUAUUUGUCUAUUCUCGGAGAACUCCCUCUUUUGUUUUUCUUCGAGUGGAUGUAUUUUUAUUUUUAAGAACUCCUCCCUCGUCCCCUCCGAGAUGCAGCUCAAUGACGUCAAAUCCGGUACUGGCUCCGAUGCGUUUCAUAAUAAAUGUCACGCUUUCGUACGGCAGUUAAAUGACUGGGGGGAAAUGGGAAACGUGAGUGCCUCAACAGAUAUCUGUCAAAGGAGUCUUAAGAUUACAAUGACACGAAAAAUUGCAGGACUGGAUGUCACAAUCGCGGGGUUGAACAAGACGCAGGUGUUAUGACCGAACAAUGAUGCAAACGAACGGGGUCUUCUUCAUCUUCUCUCCAUGACGACAUCAGGAGACGACGUAAAACUCUGAUUUUCCAUUUCUCCUUUGUGAACUUGAACGUGUCAAAGAGCCGCGGCAACAGCGAUGUGGCUUUAAUUGUGAAGCACCGCCAUCCCCCUCCGCCGGAAGUCGCCUUGUUGUUCGUCGCUGGGAGAGCCAUACAGGCGAAUGAGAAAAUCAAUUAAGUUAUGAAAAAUAGCAUUAAUUGCCUUUCUUUGUCGCCGCGGCUCGCGAGGAAAUGGCGGACGUGCGAACGUGGCUCGCUCGCGGAGCCACACGUCUCCUGUAACGGGGUGCGCUGCGGCGGCUGCGAGGAGGAGGGCUACUUUCUCCGGUUAGAAUUCUUGGGAAAUCACUGGCAGAUGUCCAAUGAGCCGAUGGUUGUGGAAGUCUGCGGGGAGACGUUGCCAACGAAGGAGAGGCUGACUGGAAGAUGCCAAGGAAAAAACAGCAGCAUCCACAGCCAGUCAAGUUGAAUUCAAAAGCUGUCGUAGCCGCUGAAAGUGCAGGAAACUUCGCCUUCCGCACGGACUUCCUUUUGGAACACGACCUUCAAUUUGGUGAUCCUCGUCGCGACGGCAAGAUUCUUGGCCUGGAAAAAAAGUUCUCAGAGGUAGCUGCUGAGAUCGGUUUCUCUGUGUACCCUCUGUGUGAUGAGGACAGCUCCGACUCCUGCGGCAGCGGCGGCAUGGAUAGCGAGACGGAAACCUCCCACGGCAGCACCCCCGACCGCGGCCGGGAAGACGAGGGCGGGGCGGGCCGCUCCGAGCCCCCCUUCCCGCCCUACCUGUCGUGCCGGGGCUGCGGCCAGCUCCGCGACGACCACCUGGGCGCGUCGCUAGACCUGCUGGCCCCUUACUGCCUGCGCUGCUGCAAGGCGUCGCGGGACGCCAAGGGCGGCGGCGGCGGCGGCGGCGACUUCGCCUUCGGCAGCCUGGCCGGGCUCCACGAGCACUCGCCGCCGGACGGGACGGCGGACGGCACGGGCGACGACGACGACGACAAGAACAAGCUGCACUCGUGCCACCUGUGCGGCUUCUCCUCUCGCUACGCCAACCACGUCAAGCGGCACAUGAAGACGCACAACGGCGAGAAGCCCUUCAAUUGCCCCGUGUGCGCCUACGCCUCGGCGCAGCUGGUCAACUUGCAGCGGCACCUGCGCAUCCACACGGGCGAGAAGCCCUACAAGUGCGAGAGCUGCGCCUUCGCCUGCAGCUCCCUGGGCAACCUCAAAAGGCACCAGCGCAUGCACACGCCCGCCGGCGCCGGGCCCGAGACGCACGGCGGGCCGCCGCCGCUGCCGCACGCCGCGCUGCGACCCGCCGGCCUCAAGAGAAACAACGUGGGCGGCCACAGAGCCGGCCAAGACGACGACGAAGCGGCCAAGGAGGUGGCGGCGGCCUCGGCCCACCUGACCCUGGCGGCUCAGAACGCCGACUACCUCUCGGCCUUUGAGAGCCUCAAAGGGGCGUCGCCGCAGCCCGCGCCGGCCCCCGGCGACGGCGCGGGCCCUAGAGCGAGCAGGCCGCCGCUGUUCCCGUUCACGUGCCGCCUGUGCGGCGUGGUGCUGGAGGAUGAAGACGGCUCGUCGGCGCAGAUCUGCGCCAAGUGCACGCUGGAGAUGCUCACCAAGGACUCGUCGUCGUCGCCCGGCAGCCCCGGCGAGCGCGGCGACAAAGUGUACACGUGUGCCGCCUGCCCCUUCCUCACGCAUUACCCCAACCACCUGGCGCGCCACAUGAAGACGCACAGCGGCGAGAAGCCGUACAAGUGCCCGCAGUGCGACUACGCCUCGGCGCACUUCGACAACCUCAAGCGGCACCACCGCGUGCACACGGGCGAGAAGCCCUACAAGUGCCACCUGUGCGACUACGCCUGCGGCAACCUGGCCAACCUCAAGCGGCACCAGCGUGUGCACUCGGGCGCCAAGCCCUUCGUGUGCGCCGUCUGCAACUACAGCUGCAACCAGAGCAUGAACCUCAAGCGCCACAUGCUGCGGCACACGGGCGAGAAGCCCUACAAGUGCCAGGAGUGCGGCUACACCACGGGCCACUGGGACAACUACAAGAGGCACCAGAAGAAGCACGGGCACGCCACCGACGGCUGGGUCAAGAUGCCCCCCGCCGGCCCCGGGAGGGACCGGGACGAAAAAAGCGGGCCCCGGGGCGGCCACAGAAAAGAAGCGGCCGGCGGCGCCGCGCCGGCGGCGGACAUGACUUACGUGGCCAGGGAGGGCGCUCAGACUUUACAGCACCCCAACUGGAAGCUGGAAAUGGUCUAAAGAUGCCUAUGUCUUCAACAUUUUGAUGCCUUGUCUUCCGUUUUUGGGCUUCUGUGUGCCACCCUUACCCCGGUCCAAGUAGGAAGUCCUAAUGACGCCCGGAUCCUGAGAGGCCGUUGAAAAGCGACGCAAUGCGGCGUGAACGGCACACCGGUUCUGGUACGCGUCAUCGCUAGCUGUGAGAGGGCGGUAUCAGAGCCGCGACAGAGUACGGUUCACUUCAGUCCACUGUAUUGUCCCAAAGGAACGCCUGACCACGAGGCGCUCUAAAAUGGCCAUGCCCCAAAGUCACAGUCAGUACGCUAUCAGGUCUGAUUUAAAAUAAAAAAAAUGUAUUAAAAUUCCCCCUUCGCCACGCCAGCAGACCAUUUUCGGUGCGUCGCCAUAGCGAGCUAGCGAACUGCACGUCCGAACUGCGCCGGCUAACGGCUGAUGUGAACAAAAGCGGUCAAGUUCAUACGUAGCAGGGGAGGAGUGACUCGUUCGUGCAAAGUGCGUCCCGGGGUCCGUUUGAGCUAUGCUAGAAAAUCUGGAAACAACGCUUCAUCUCCACAAUCCAUACUGCAUAUUUUUCAGCAAUUACCUUCAAUCAUGCAGAAAAUAUCAAACGCAUCUGAAUUAUUUUCAGGGUUUUUAAGGUCCAUGUUCUAGCAGACCAUUUGUCCUCACCAGUAACAACUGGUUAUCAAAAGAUUUGGAAUUACUGCUCAAACAGCUUUCUAUAGAACAAUGAGGGGGAACAAGGCAGGGAAAUUUGUUAGUUUUUUUUCCCCGCGGUCAUGACCUGGCAUCUCCUGACUCUCAGGUACCCCCCCCCCCCCCCCCCCCCCAAACACAAACUGUCACGGCUCUGAUACUACCCCCAAAAGCUGGAUAAUUGAGGAUGCUUGCCCCUCAUUUUCCACGUCAAUGCCAAAAAGGCAGAAAAAUGUCAUCUUAUUUGCCCCCCGAUCUGGCACGAGACAGUGCCCCAAAUCUGCUGUGACUCUAAUGCUACCCCUGAAGCGGAAAAUGGAGCCUGCUUCAUACCCCCCAUUCUGCAUUCUAACCCUAACCCUGCAUUAAAAAGGUGAAAAGAUGCCAGAUUUCUGAAAAAAGAAAACCAUUUCCCCACCGAGGUGGGUCACGGCUCUCGUGCUACCUCCCAAAGCCGUCAAAUGGAGUCUGUUCCAUACCUCCCAUUUUGCAUCUGCGCAGCGGGGAAACAAAGUGGACGAAUGCCUUUUUGGGGGGGGACUUGCGUGGAAUCCCCUCGCGCGCAGACAGUGGCCCAAUUGCGACGGCUCGGACGCCUCCCCCAAAAGCCGGAAAAGUGACUGAGGCAAUAUGCGAGGGCGGCAUGUGCCUUGAAAGUGAGGAACUCCAAGCAAGUGCUUCUUACCCGGACCGCAGUUAUCGAUUGCUCCGAAAUGGACGAGUCACGUUCUUUAAUGGGACCGAGAGCAGCAGCGCUCAUCUUUAAAUGCGUUUUGUCAUCAGUGUGUAGACCUUAUCGUGUAUUUUGUGUGUGUGUGUUCUGUUUUUCUCACUGUGAAAUUAGCCUGUGGUUUACUUGAAAACAAAAAGAUGGCAUUAUUAGAACGUUAAGCAUGUGUCAUAAUUUUUAUUUUUCUAAUGCUAUUACUCUACUAGAAUACUACAUACCCUAAUAUAUAUGGUAUAUACAUACAGGAUAGGAAGGUUGUGUGUGCAGUAGGAAGUUGAGGAUGAUGCUUUUGUAUGCAAGGCAAAUGUUCCGGGCGGCCGACUUGUCGCCCGCCUCCCGAAUUGUUGUGAUCUCCUUUUAUGCAGCGUCUGUCUCAUCACAGCCUUAACAAGCAAGACUUUACACACCAGUAAAUAAACACUUGUUAUUUCAUUAAAUAUCUGAUGACUUGUCUCCAUACAAUAAAAAACAUACACUAU